AUGCUGUCUAAAGGGCAGAUUCGUAUGAUUUUGCUUUAUGUGUUCAAACUUGGACGAAAAGAUGUGCUCAUGAAAAUAAUAUGUCCAUUCACUUCACAGUACCCAUGUGACUUCGAAAAUCCCGAAAAAAUAGUGAUCAGUCACUAUUUUUUCGAAAAUUCCGAUCCGGAGACACAGACCUCCAGGAUGAGCCAGUUCGAAUCACCGGUGGAGUCCGAUCCACGAAAAACUAUUCGUGACUUAGCGGAACUUCAAGUGUCGACUGUCGCCAAGCAUUUGGAAAAACCUGGAAAGGUGAAGAUGGAUCAAUGUGCACCUCAUAUUGAACGUUGA
This is a messenger RNA of Cooperia oncophora, 333 nucleotides long. NCBI's taxonomy places the organism in Eukaryota, Metazoa, Nematoda, Chromadorea, Rhabditida, Trichostrongylidae. The record is from the annotation of a GenBank genome assembly.